This is a messenger RNA of Carlito syrichta (Philippine tarsier), 326 nucleotides long. It is a transcript of the gene CDKN1C, whose product is annotated as cyclin dependent kinase inhibitor 1C. Gene Ontology annotation, cellular component: nucleus. The record is from RefSeq and is a predicted model, not a curated record. Lineage: Eukaryota; Metazoa; Chordata; Mammalia; Primates; Tarsiidae. Gene Ontology annotation, biological process: regulation of cell cycle. The transcript has a single exon. The annotation marks the transcript as partial. Gene Ontology annotation, molecular function: cyclin-dependent protein serine/threonine kinase inhibitor activity.
AUGGAGCGUCUGGUCUCCCGCGGGACCCACCCCGUCCUGGCGCGCUCCAGCGCCUGCCGCAGCCUCUUCGGGCCGGUGGACCACGAGGAGCUGAGCCGCGAGCUGCAGACGCGCCUGGCGGAGCUGAACGCCGAGGACCGGAACCGCUGGGACUACGACUUCCAGCAGGACGUGCCCCUGCGCGGCCCCGGCCGCCUGCAGUGGACCGAAGUGGACGGCGAGUCGGUGCCCGCGUUCUACCGCGAGACGGUGCAGGUGGGGCGCUGCCGCCUGGUGCUGACGUCGCGGCCCGUGCAGGUCGCCGUGGCCGUCAGCCCGCCCCCCGA